Messenger RNA from Desarmillaria tabescens, 693 nucleotides. RefSeq lists its product as uncharacterized. The record is from RefSeq and is a predicted model, not a curated record. The transcript has 3 exons. Lineage: Eukaryota; Fungi; Basidiomycota; Agaricomycetes; Agaricales; Physalacriaceae. The coding region runs from base 1 to 693 and encodes 230 amino acids.
AUGGACAACCUCUUUGAACAUGCUAGACAGUGGAGAAUACACCCAGUUGGUAUCAUAGGAGUAGACCACAAGAUGGUAUCCAUGCAAAUCGCUCAUGAGGAAGCUCUGCUCAUUGGAAAGGGCAGGUGGGCAUGCCCUGAUUUUGUCCUAAAAGACCGUCAACUGUCCAUCAAAGUCAAGGAACUUGGACUGAACGCUCAACAGGAAAUUGACACGAUAAGACGAGCAGAGGCAAUGAAUCAAGCUAAAGAAAGAGAACAAAUAAUUAAAGCCCAGAACCAGUUGAAAGAAUCAACCCUCAGCAAAGCCAUUGAUGCCACCUCUAAGGACCAGUCACUGAGCAACAUGGAAAGAUCCAAUAAACUGGGCAAACUUAAGUCAGAACUUAAGAGCCUAAAACAGGAUGGGCAUAAAAAUUCAGCAGAAAUGAUGAAAGACUUCCAUGGGAACACUCUGCAGUAUGAAGGUUUGGAUGUCGACAAGGAAACAAGAGCCACCACGAUUCAAACUAUCCUUGACAAAAUAAAGGCAUCAUCUACAAAAGAGAAUAAGGAAAACCUUAUAAAGAAACUGGACCAUGAUCAGAUAGUAAAACCCCUAUGGAUAUCUAAGAAUGAUUCUGUCCCAGGGAUAAAUGAUGCAACCAAUAAGUUCUUUAAAGUUCUCAAUAACAGAUACAUGGAAGAUAAGUGA